AACAACUAAUUACAUCAGUUAUAUUUAAUGAGACAGAUGCGCUUGCUUUUUGGCCACGAGUUGUUCAAUGUUUGGUAAAGUAAUACAAUUGGCACAUUUUUUUACCCUAAGGGGUAAAUUUACCCCAGUUAAAGAAACGCUGAUUUAGACAAACCAUUAGUAACCACUAUAUAGGUUGGAUCAAUUACCGUUGGCUGUAUCGCAUUACAACAAGGUAAAAUAAAUCAAAGAAAUCUGCGUGUAUUGUCCAUUUUGGUCCAGAUAUAUUGCCUGAAGCUUUCAAAGACAAACAGUUGUUUAUUUAUCAACCGCCCCUUUUUAUAAACAUAACAAACGAAAUGUAUUCAAUGACUUAUAUUCCGGUCUUCAACGCAUUAGUCGUUUGUUUGUUAUAUUCCAAUGAAGGCGCUACAUCAGAUAUUGUACGUAUUUUCUGCAACUAGUGUGUUAGGUGCAUGUUAUGGAAAAAAUAUGAAGAAUAACUGUUUCUCAAUGACAGCAACCGGCGGCCAUACAACGUUGAAUACAAGAGAGCAAGCGGGCGAAGGUUGCUGCAUUUACACGAAAUAUUUUCCGAAUAUUUUGGCAUGCUGCGGCACAUACCUAUAUUAUUUAUCAACUCAUCGUUGCUGCGACGGGAAGUUGGUUUCACUACAACACCCAUGCUUGGAACCGAAAUCCAGUCGUUUCGAAGUUGCCGGGUUAAGCCGAAACGCUGACAUUUUUCCUUUGGAUUGUUUGUUUGAACAAAACACGUGCGGGUGGAAAACGAGAGAUCACUUUGGUUUCGCGUGGAAAAGAAAGAAAAAAUCCGAUAUCGGAUUUGAUGGAGAUGAAAUAGACCACUGCUUGACAGUAGAAGCCAGGAAUACGGGACGUCAUCGUAUUACGUAUAUUACGAGCCCACGAGUGAAAGUACAAAACAAGCGAUGUCUGAAAUUCCAAUAUUUGAUAACUGAGAACACGAACUUGACCUCUCUAUCGUUGCAGGUUCUUCUGCAAUUCCAAGAAACAGCGAAUGGAAAAGCAGCAUGGGAAAAUUUGCCUUCAGCAGUUGGUGGUUGGAAAAUCGGAGAAAUAAAUGUUUUGCCGGAAGUUAAAAGGAUUUCGUUUGUUGCACUUAAACACGCUGAAAACUAUGGAGCGAUUUGCAUUGAUGAUAUACAGUUCUUACCAACAGCAUGUGGAGUUAUCACAGAAAAUCGAGUUGGAGAAAUUAACUGCAAUUUUGACUCAAGAAGUCUAUGUGGUUGGAAACAAGAUGAAACAGAUGAUUUCGAUUGGCGAUUAAAUUCUGGUGCAACAAGGGACAAAUUAUUAGGGGGGUUCAUAACAACAGGACCACUUGCAGAUCAUACAACAGGGGAUGGUACUUACGUCUACAUUGCAUCUGAUCAAGGCAGCGUGAAUGACAGAGCUCGUUUAAUUAGUCCGAAGAUAAAGCAUGACGACAAAAACCGCUCAUGUUUUUCGAUGUGGGUUCAUAUUAAAGGAUAUGAUACUGGGACCUUGAAAGUUCUUCUCGUUGAAGAUUUGGACGUUGAAACUAUACUCUGGAGCAAAUCAGUGUUAAACUAUAACGAAGAAGCAAACUGGACGAAAGUCGAUAUUGAUAUAUUUAGUGACCACUUUUUCAUAGUGGUUGAAGCAUCAAUUAAGAGUUACUUUGGUGAUAUAGCUCUCGAUGACGUCAUGUUAUAUGAGGGUUUGUGUGGUCAAGAUUUGUCUCGUGUUGAAUCCUACAAAGUUGUGGAAAAAGUUACUAACAAGCCAAACCUAGUCACUUAUGCCUCUCCCAGAGAGUUAACUCAAAAUCCAACAACUUCACCAUUUCUAACCAGCGAGCAUUUGAACCACAAUAAUUCAAUGCAAAAAGGAAACUGUAACAUGAAAAUUACUUUCAUCAUGGACGCGUCAACACUUACUUGUAACAACGGUUCAAAAGGCAAUAUUUCAUCAGAUAUUCAACAAUUUAAUAUGGGAAAAACUUUUGUAGAGCAAGCUUUGAUGAACCCUAAUUUCUGCUAUAUAUCUUUGAUAAAUUAUGCUGAUUGGAGUGACUUGAUUUACACUGGAGUUGUUGCAAUUUCAAACAAAAAUAAGGCACUACAUGAGUUACGACAAGCGCCACUUAUGUGCGGUGACAAUUCAACAGAAACUUACAUUUCGCGGGCAGUGGAUUUUGUUUUGAGAAAUAAAUUGUCAACACAGUUGAAUAAUACUGAAUAUUUGGAUGUAAUUGUCAUUACAAUGCGUGAAAAUGAUUCAACUGGAAAUACCAUCUGGGCAAAUCUGAAUCAAGCAUACACGAAGCUACGUGCCAUGGGGAGCAUUGUGGCGGCUGUUGGUAUGGGAUCAUAUCAAGAAUUAACAGAUUCUUUUAAAAGUCAAAUGAGUCUGGUUGCAUGUGGACACCCAAUAUUUCAUCUAUGUGAAGCAAUCUUUUUCACUGAAGAUUCAGAAGACAAGUUUAAACAAUUUUUGGACCGAUUUUAAUACCUUAAAAUAUUUUAGUAUAAUUUCUGCUGGGAAAGGCGUCUAAGUAUUAUACUUUUUAAACUUCUUAAGAAAGAUAUAAUAUUAGUAUGUUGGGGGAAGAUGGUACACUUUUUUAUUCUAUUUUCUCAUCCUGUUCGGUUGUAAACAAAGAACUAUAAAAUCAUUUCCUCAGGACUCCCAUAGCCCAUUGUUAUUGUUAAUUGUUAAAAACAGGAUUUGAAUAUUAUGUGAUAAAGGUGUCCCAUCUUCCCCCACAGUACUAAAUGCAGAGUAUUGGCCGAUAUUUCCACCAAACAAUUUGCUUUUCAUUUUUAUUAACGAAAUAAAAAUAACAUAAAGAAAUAAAUUUUAAAAUUAAAAUCUA
Ciona intestinalis (vase tunicate) is the source of this 2863-nucleotide messenger RNA. The record is from RefSeq and is a predicted model, not a curated record. Lineage: Eukaryota; Metazoa; Chordata; Ascidiacea; Phlebobranchia; Cionidae.